CCCGCCCGCCCCCGCCGGGCCCGGCUCCGACACCUACAAGGGCUGGCUCUUCAAAUGGACCAACUACCUGAAGGGCUACCAGCGCCGCUGGUUCGUGCUCAGCAACGGGCUGCUCAGCUACUACAGUGCACUGUCUUCUGUACACACCCGCAAAGGAAACAAUGGCAGCUGAAACCAGUGACCAAGUGAUCUGUCAAAUGAAAGAUUACUAAAGUGCAGACUGAACUGCUUUGGCCAUCAAUUGGGAACUUUUGAUUACCACCCACUGCAAUGAUGUUGUUUGACAACUUAGCGAGUCUACGCUGGAACGCUGUGCACUGCUGCGCACCUGUCCUGCCUCCACAGCUUGCCAAGAGAAGAAACGGGAGGUCUAUUGUGUUGCUUUCUGAAGAGCCAUUUGGACAGAUGGAGCCUAACACAGGAGAUCUCUUUACUUUGCCAAACCUUAACUGCUGGGAAUGCCUGUUCCUUUCCUAGAAAUUGCUGCCUACCUGAGGAGAGAGAAUGGGGAGGUAGAUAACACAAUGCACUUCGAGACUCUAAAUGCUUCCCAUUCUUACAUGUUUGUAUCAAGAGAACGCUGAGCUUUCCUAAGCAACAAGUGGAAGAUGUAACUGAAACCCUAGCCUGUCCUCUUGGCUGCUACAUUUUGCAUACUCUCUUGCUAGACACAGGCCGAAAUGGCUCACACCUGUCGCGGAACCAUCAACCUGUCAACAGCGCACAUUGAUACGGAGGACUCCUGUAACAUCGUACUCUCCAGUGGGGGAAGGACAUACCAUCUAAAGGCAAGCUCCGAAGUGGAGAGGCAGCGAUGGGUCACUGCUUUGGAGCUGGCCAAAGCAAAAGCUAUCCGUAUGAGGAACAACCAGUCAGAUGACUCGGGUGAUGAGGAGCCAGCCUCGCAGUCUGACAAGAGUGAGCUGCACAGCACUCUGAAAAGCCUCGCCAGUAAGCUGGAGGAUCUAAGCACAUGCAAUGACCUUAUUGCCAAGCACGGGGCAGCUCUCCAGAGGUCCCUGAGUGAGCUGGAGAACCUGAAGCUGCCUGCCGAGAGCGGGGAGAAGAUCAAAGCCGUCAAUGAGCGAGCCACCCUCUUCCGGAUCACCUCCAAUGCGAUGAUCAAUGCUUGCCGCGACUUCCUGGAGUUAGCCGAGAGCCACAGUCGGAAAUGGCAGCGGGCACUACAGUAUGAGCGGGAGCAGAGGAUCCGCCUGGAGGAGACCAUUGAGCAGUUAGCCAAACAGCACAACAGCUUGGAACGGGCCUGCCGGGGAGCUCCCGGCCUGUCCUCGAGCGCCACAGCAGUCAGCAGCACUUCCAAGGGGAGUGUGCAGCCUGCCAAAGGGGAAGCCAGUGAUGAAGAUGAGGAGACAGAGUAUUUUGAUGCCAUGGAGGAUGCACCAGCUUUUAUCACAGUAACCGCAGACCCCAAACAUCACAGGCGUUCUGGCAGUAACCUGAGCGGGGCCAGCGAGGGGCACCCAGAGGACUGGAACCUGGAGGACAAUGUCUUUGAGAGCGCAAAUCAAACUGGUGACAAGGAAUCAAUGUGCAAAGACGUCCUGCCGAAGAAGAGGAGACGAACGCGCAUUCCAGACAAACCCAACUACAGCCUUAACCUCUGGAGCAUAAUGAAAAACUGCAUUGGCAAAGAACUGUCCAAGAUCCCUAUGCCUGUAAACUUCAACGAGCCGCUUUCCAUGCUGCAGCGGCUGACCGAGGACCUGGAAUACCACGAGCUGCUGGACAAAGCCGUGAAGUGCGAGAGCUCCACCGAGCAGAUGUGUUUCGUUGCUGCAUUUUCAGUGUCUUCCUACUCGACGACUGUGCACCGCACUGCGAAGCCGUUCAACCCCCUGCUGGGGGAAACCUACGAACUCGACCGGCUAGAUGAGCUCGGCUUCCGAUCGCUCUGCGAGCAGGUGAGCCAUCACCCACCAGCUGCGGCCCAUCAUGUGUAUUCCAAGCAAGGCUGGACGCUGUGGCAGGAAAUCACAAUUGCCAGCAAGUUCAGGGGCAAAUACCUCUCUAUCAUGCCACUGGGUGCCAUCCAUCUAGAAUUUCACUCCAGCGGGAACCACUACGUCUGGAGGAAGGUCACCUCCACUGUUCACAACAUCAUUGUGGGCAAGCUCUGGAUCGACCAGUCGGGUGACAUAGAGAUUGUGAACCACAAGUCAAAAGAUAAAUGCCAGCUGAAAUUUACACCCUACAGCUAUUUCUCCAGAGACAUCCCCCGAAAGGUGACGGGCGUGGUAACGGAUGCUGAUGGGAAGGCGCAUUACGUCAUGUCUGGCACGUGGGAUGAAAAUAUGGAGUGCUCCAAGAUAGUGCAAAGCAGCCAUGGCAGCACCAGCUCGGAGGGCAAGCAAAAAACCGUCUACCAGACGCUGGCCCCAAAGGUCCUGUGGAAGAAAUAUCCUCUCCCGGAGAAUGCCGAGAACAUGUAUUUCUUCUCUGACCUGGCCCUGACCCUGAAUGAGCCUGAGGAACGAGUGGCACCCACAGACAGCAGGCUGAGGCCCGACCAGCGGCUCAUGGAGAAUGGCAAGUGGGAUGAGGCCAACGUGGAGAAGCAGAGGCUGGAGGAGAAGCAAAGGGCCGUCCGUCGCAGGCGGGAGGCGGAAGCCGUGGAGGCCUUGGAGGAAGGCAAAGACUACGAAGGCUACAUCCCACUGUGGUUUGAGAGGAAGGUGGAUCCCCUGACAGGGGAGCUGAUCUGUGUUUACAAGGGUGGAUACUGGGAAGCCAAGGAGAAACAGGACUGGGAUCUGUGCCCUGAUAUCUUCUGAGCUGCUCCUCCCAUGCCAGGCUGGCAGGCCACAGGAGAGGAGGAGGAGGAGCACCUGGGACGCAUCGGGCAGCAUCCUGCUGUUUAUGUCACAGCGCACAGAAACACACACAGAGUAAAUAAAUACAGAAAUUUAAAAGAAAAUAAAUCAAAACAGGGAUUCCAAACCUAUUUUUUUAUGCACUAAUAAAAUAGCAUUCAGUGUUUUUUUAACGGUGGCGUUUUUUUAGCUACUAAUUAGGAACAAAGACACGUUGAAUCUGGUUCCUUUUUAGCCUAGCGUAUUUAUUGCUGUCAGAAGUUGCUGCCUAUAUUUUUUGAAGCCUCAGCUUUAUUCACUGAGACGUCGACUUCCAAAGAUGCACGCGUUGCGGGGAUACGAUGCACAGUCCUUGGAGAUCUUCCUUUUGACUUUUUUCCCCAUUUGUGUAUGGACUUAAUUUUUAAAAAAUCUGCUUGUAGUUCAGGUUCCUUUUUACAGACACAAGCAACUCUCUGAUCCCAUUCAUCUCCGAAGCUCUAGGGAGAAGAUGACUUUUCUAGGGAUGGUAGAUUAGGUGCUUAUUCUUAGGUUCUUUCCAUAGUUCCCAGCAGUGCCCGAUGCUCCCACAGCUAUGAAUUAGGUUCUUUCUGAAGCUAUUUAGGUGACUUUAUUGGCGGAUUAUUUGAGUGGAUUUUUUCCAGUCUGCAAUAUUGAGUUGAUAUUUUUUAGAACCGUCUCUAACAAGAUGCUUUUUUGGAUCAUGUUUGUUUUGGUUUUUCCCUGCAACUCUGUCUUAAUUGGAAACCGUUCCUUCCCGAGAGCAGACAAGAGGCGAUCUGUCUAGGGAGACUUCUUAAAUUUGCCCUCAGUCAGAGUAAAGUCAGCCCCUUCGUGGACUAGAGCCAAGACCCUUACUCAGCAGUUCCAGUACCAGUGCUUAGCGGGAUCCACAGCUCACCCCAGCCCAGCACCUCAAGGCCCCUUCCCCCUCCAUGCCUUGCAGUAGCAGUUAAUGUUCCCAGCUCUCUACACCUUCCUGCGACACUUUCCAGGCAGGGUUUGGGCUCUGAGCUGCCCUUCGGACACCCGGCACAAAGGUUGAUGCCACCGGCAGCUGUUGCAUGGAUGGUUCCCGUCAUAUUGCAAUGUCAGUCCCCGUAAGGGACAGUUGGAGGUGCAGGGAACAGCGACACUCGUUUAGGCAGAGCUGUAGCGUGGUUCACGGCGAGCCUGGAAGUGUAGUGGGAGGCUCUUGAACAACCCUACCCGUUCCUUUCCCCCAUUCCCAUUCCUUGGGCUUCCUGCCAUUUCCACCCCAUCCCCCUGCUAUCUCCGUGGGGUUCUUUCUCUUGUGCCCACCCCCAAGCUGGAGCUAGGGAGCAGAGCCUGGGGGGCUCAGCGGAGGAGCAGGAGGAGAGACGUGGUUACCUGGGAUACAGCGAGAGGGAGGAGAUGGCUGGCGGGAUGCCCCCAGCUCCAGCACAGGGACCCCUGAGUGAGGCUGGCUCUGACUGGAGCUCGGUGUUGUGACUGGCUGCGAGUCGCUGUAGCACAGUCACACGGGACUCGUGGAUCCCAGUUUCCACUCUCCUGAUGCACAGAGACGGUCCAGAUCCAAGAUCCCCGAAUGCAGCUGGAGGGGUGCAGGAUUCCAGCGUGACCCCGUGACUAUAAUGGCUCUGAACACCCAUUAAAUCACCCUGCAGUCUGAGGGGAGAGCUGGCACAAUGGGAGACAAACAUUGCUGCUUUGCAUGUGAACAAACUGAAACUAAGUCCUGAUUUGUCUCCUUGCAAACCCUCUCCCUGCCUGUGAUUCUGUGUCUUUUCUCUAGUUGGGUGACAUAGAGAUUGUGAACCACAAGUCAAAAGAUAAAUGCCAGCUGAAAUUGCCAGUGUCCCACCUCUGGCAUGACUGAGCCGAGCUGCUGAGCUCUGUCACAGGUGCCCCGGGAAAAGCCCAGAGACUUUUGGGCAGAAGGGGUGAGGGCAGCUGUACUUGGGGCUCGCACCAGCUGCUGGGAAUGGGGCACAGCAUUGCAAUGGCCCAGGAGAAAGCCACUGGACCCAGUCUGCCCUAGGGCCCUGCAGGAAGGUGGCAGGCAAUGGUUUGCUUUCACUGCUGUGUGCAGGCACCAGUCCUGGAUUGUCACUGACUGCUCCAGCCCACGUGCAUCUAGCCUAUGGCCCCCCGUGCUGCCGGGCUUACUUAGAUCCAUGCAGUACUGCAGGCACUCAGUGACCAGAGUAUCCCUCCCUGGGCAGCGGGCGGCCCUGAACCCAACACACUUUGGCAUGUGGACUCGCUCCCCUCCAGGCCCCUGGCUCUGGACCGCCCCCCAUUGCAACAAUCCCCUUCCAUAGGGCUCCUGCUGUUGUCAUUAUUAAGAAUGUCCCACCACUGAACAUCCGCUGAGCCCUCACGACAAACAUUACAGCAAAUACUGGGCCACACUCGCCCCUUAGGCUGUGAUGCCGGUGGAACCAAUGUCUGCCCUGAUCUCCUGCUCCUGUGCCUCCCUUUCCAAGUGCCACCCCCAGUCGGAUGGGGACAGAGGUCCGGGCACUUCUGCUGCCACCUCCCCACCAGAGUAAUCUCCUUGCUGGGAUACCGAGUGCUCCGGAGAUGCCUGGAAAGGAUGAGCCAAGCCCUCCAGGUGAUAAAUGAGCAACAAGAGAAGGUGACUCGCUCACACAUCCUGCUCUGGUGUAUAUGGGUCUGGUGUCUAAACUGCAGGGUAUCCCGAGAGAGCUCUGUCUGCGCUGCCGUUUGGGAAUGGGAGUCCAGAUCUGCACACUGAUGAGACCUGCCGAGCAUCCUGGGCUUGAGAGGGAGCCGUGUGAGAGCUCUCGGGAGGGCUAGAGGCAGGGUUCUGCCUUGUGUGCUUUCGUUUCUGAUGUUUUCUGCUCUGGCUUGCCUCCAUGUCACACCAACCGCUCUGCUCGCGUGGCUCAAAGGCCAUGCUGGGGCCAGCCCCCAUCCACGAGGGAAGAAAACUAGCAAUAAUGAACUUCAAGGCACUGGUAACUGGAAAACCCAGACUGCACAAGGGACUCGUAUGCAAUCAGGUUCCGAAGACCAUCAGUCUCCUGGUCAGCCCUCUUCUCAUCCACCACCCACAGACUGAUUUACAACACAUGUAUGUAUACAGUAUAUAUACAACUUGUACAAUGUAACAUUAGUGAUUGGCUAUCAGUGUGGUAACACAGCUGAUUUCCGUGUACCCUUUCACCUUUUAUUUGCUUCUAAUUUAUAUAUAAAUAUAUAUAAAAUUAUUUUGCUUAAAUUUAUAUGGUACAUAAUAGAUGAAAAAUAAUGAAGACAGAUAUGGCUGUCUGAGGUUUUAUAGUACAACCUGUAUGGUAUAUUUCAGCUUAUCUUUCAGGUAGGCUUGUUCUAAAAUGAGCAGGGAGAGAGAGGUUUAAGGUAUUUGCUUAAUUAGCUAAGUAACAAUUGCUCCAGAGCCAAAUGCUUCCAUGUUCAGAAGGUGUUAAUUAGAAAAGAUCCUUCCCUUUUAGAAAACCAGGCAUUUCAGCUUGCUACGGCCUGGGCUACACUACACAGUUAGGUCGACAUAAGGCAGCUUCCAUCAACCUACCUCUGUAAGCGACUGCACUAAAAUGUAGCUCCCAUCGCUGUAACUCACCCAUUACACCGACUGAAUAACUCCACCGCCAAUUUUUUCAUUUUUUUUAAAAAGUCAUUGAUUUUAAUCCCCCCUGAGAGCAGGGCAUGGUGCGGGUGGGGGGAGGAUUGGUCCCCAGCUGGAGCGAGGCAGGGGCCAGGGGCAAGAGCACACUGGGGCAUGGGGG
Mauremys mutica (yellowpond turtle) is the source of this 6589-nucleotide messenger RNA. It is a transcript of the gene OSBP2, whose product is annotated as oxysterol binding protein 2. Gene Ontology annotation, cellular component: membrane; cytosol; intracellular membrane-bounded organelle. The record is from RefSeq and is a predicted model, not a curated record. NCBI's taxonomy places the organism in Eukaryota, Metazoa, Chordata, Testudines, Geoemydidae. Gene Ontology annotation, molecular function: cholesterol binding. The transcript is spliced from 15 exons. Bases 681 to 2795 code for a protein of 704 amino acids.